AUGGCCGCAGAGUGUCCACUUCCGUCAGAUGUCUACACAGAGGCACUUGAGAAUCACCUGCUGCUGGCAUGCUUGGCCUCGUUAUUUUACUCCCAGGAUGGCCACUUUCUGCCACCUGGUUACAGCAUGCUUUGUCGCAAUGAUAUCUUACAGGAAGCAAAGCGGCUCUUGGCAGCGGACAGAUAUUCUGAUUUUCUGCACUAUUCUAUGGCAUUGAGUGAGACUUUACCAUCUUACCCCAACGCCAUUCUGCCUGAAGCGACGCCUCUCUCUGGUACAGGUCAUAGUGCAGCUGAAUCUCAUGCCUUCAACAUUCUAGCCGCCGGCAAUGCCUCGAUCUGGGAAGCAGUGCGCUGUGUUAUCAGGCAACUAUGCUUCGAGAAGCCUAGGCACCGCUCUAUGGUCAAUCAGCAGGGUGCCAAAAGCUUCACUGUUGGUAUAUUUGCAAGGCAUCAAUUGGUGGGACUGAGCAAAGCAACGCUUGUUCACCCCAACGUUUGCAAGCUUCUAUGCUCGUACAUAGCCCACCUUUGCCCAGGCUUCUGCUGGACUACUCUUGUUGUACACUGCAACUACGCCACGCCUGUGCACCGCGAUCCUGCCAAUGGUCCGUUCUCCAAUCUUCUUACCAUGAUCAGUACUACGGAUAGUGGCGGGCUAUGGAUGCAAGAUUCGACAGGCAGCGACUUUCAAGAGCUUCCGGACGGUAUGUGUGUCGGCCGGUACCUCCAAUUGCAGGAUCAGUACGUCAUUUUUCCAGCACACAAUCACUGGCAUGCCACCCAAACCUGGGGACGCUAUGAUCGAUACACGCUGGUAGCCUAUACAGUGCGGAAUUGGACACAUCUGCCCGCUGCUAUGCAAUGUACGCUCCAAUCCCUGGGAUUUCAGCUGCCAGAGGACCCAAGGGCUAUCACAUCACUGCAUACUGGGCAGCGUGCUUUUCCUACCAUCCUGAUUGAUCCUGUCGCCUAA
Molecule: messenger RNA, 975 nt
Organism: Symbiodinium sp. CCMP2592
Lineage: Eukaryota; Dinophyceae; Suessiales; Symbiodiniaceae
Source: the annotation of a GenBank genome assembly